Molecule: messenger RNA, 1227 nt
Organism: Raphanus sativus (radish)
Lineage: Eukaryota; Viridiplantae; Streptophyta; Magnoliopsida; Brassicales; Brassicaceae
Product: 6-phosphogluconolactonase 3, chloroplastic
Exons: 3
Coding region: 49-990 (313 amino acids)
Biological process (GO): carbohydrate metabolic process; pentose-phosphate shunt
Molecular function (GO): 6-phosphogluconolactonase activity
Source: RefSeq, a predicted model, not a curated record
AAGUUACCCACUUUACCUAUAAAAAAAAAGUUUGAGAUUCUUUUCUCAAUGGCUUCUUCUUGUUUCCUUCGCUCGAUUCUCUUCUCUUCCCCCACCACCACCACCAACAUCCCAUCUCGAUCAGAUCCUCUCUCAGCUUUCUUUCCAAACAAUCUGACUUGUCCUAAACCCUCUCGUUUCUCCUCGUUAUCGGUUUCGUCGAUCGGGAGAGUAGGUGAGUGUGGGAGAAAGUUGUCGGAAGUGAGGAGCAUGGCUAUGAAGAAGAGAGUGGAGAUUUACGACACCGAGGAGAAUCUGGCGAUUGAUUUGGCCAAAUACACAGCGGAUCUCUCCGACAAGUUUUGCAAGGAGAGAGGCGCUUUCACUGUCGUUGUCUCUGGCGGCUCCUUAAUCAAAUCUCUCCGGAAGUUAGUAGAGGAGGUUGAGUCAAUCGAUUGGUCAAGGUGGCAUUUUUUCUGGGUCGACGAGAGGGUUGUUCCCAAGCAUCAUGAAGACAGCAACUACAAACUUGCUUAUGAUAACUUCCUUUCCAAGGUUCCGAUUCCUCCUGGCAACGUAUACGCAAUCAAUGAUUCUCUUUCCGCCGAGGCAGCAGCGGAUGACUACGAGACAUGCCUCAAACACUUGGUCAACACCAACGUCCUCCGCGUAUCUGAAUCAACCGGCUUCCCCAAAUUCGACCUCGUGCUUCUCGGUAUGGGCCCUGACGGCCACGUUGCGUCGCUCUUCCCAGGACACGGUCUCUGCGACGAGAAAAAGAAAUGGGUGGCUUCCAUCACCGACUCUCCAAAGCCUCCGUCUGAGAGAAUCACCUUCACGUUCCCGGUUAUCAACUCCUCUGCGCAUGUAGCUCUAGUGGUUUGCGGUUCUGGGAAAGCCGAGCCUGUGCAGAUGGCUCUGAACAAGACUGGGAGUGUGCCUGCGGGUUCUGUCUCUGCUGAAGAGGAACUUGUUUGGUUUCUUGAUAAACCAGCUUCUUCCAAGCUUUAAACUUUAUGAAUGUGAGAGUGUGGGACUACUCUGGUUUGGUUUGCCUUUUUUGGUUUGUUUCGUCGAGUGGUUAACUCGCUGGUUAUCUCCAUUGGGUUGAAUGCAAAUCUAAUCUGAACUUUUUUUUUGGAUUCUGCAACCAUAUGAUCGCCUGUAAUCUAAUAAGAAAAAUGUUUGGAAACCAUCUUAUUAAUGAGUUUUCUCAGAUGGAAAAUAAAUACAUAAAAUUUUAUUGUA